AUGCCUUUAGAAGUUUUAUAUUGCAAAGAGAUACAUAGUACAUUAUUAUUGACACAACAUCAUACUUCCUCUUCCUCCUCCUCCUAUUUUAAAGUUUGCGGAUUACCAUUUGAAUAUUGUGAGUUUGGACCAUCACCUGCAAAGUGUGUCGAAGUUAAUGGAAGUAUAAGUGCAUCAACUGUCAGUUCUGCUGCUACUGCUAAUCCUGAAAUUCAAGAUACAACAUCUGCUGUUACUGUCGAUGAAACAAGCACCAGCACAACAACCCUACAAGAUACGACAACAGAUAAACUUUCAAAAUUAAAGAUGGUCGAUGACUCUAAAGAGGAAGGUCAUACAACAAUUACAACUACAACCAACAGUGCAGCUGCCGAAGGAGAAUCGGUUGCUGCUGCACCUCCAAAGAAAAAAAAGGAAAAAUUACCAAACAUUACAAUCGAAGUAAACAACAGAAACAAGAGAAAGUAUGUCACUACGGUAUCUGGUUUGGAAGCAUUUGGCAUCAAAUUGGCAGAUGCUAAAAAGUUGAUGGCAAAGAAAUUUAGUUGUGGUUGCUCUGUCGUCAAGAAUGCAUCGGGCGGUGAAGAAAUAGAUAUCCAAGGUGACUUUGCUGAUGAUCUCGUCGAUUUGAUAUUGGAUAACUGGCCAGAAGUACCAGAAACAAAUAUCCUUGUCAUUACUGAUAAAAAGAAAAAAAGAUAA
Cavenderia fasciculata is the source of this 702-nucleotide messenger RNA. RefSeq names its product density-regulated protein (gene denr). Bases 1 to 702 code for a protein of 233 amino acids. The transcript is spliced from 2 exons. Gene Ontology annotation, molecular function: translation initiation factor activity; mRNA binding. Lineage: Eukaryota; Evosea; Eumycetozoa; Acytosteliales; Cavenderiaceae. The record is from RefSeq and is a predicted model, not a curated record. Gene Ontology annotation, biological process: translation reinitiation; formation of translation preinitiation complex.